GUAGCGAAGGUGUAAUAGUGCUCUCUCUCUCUCUCUCUCUCUCUCUCUCCUCUUUCUCCUCGUCGUCCCGGUGACGAUAAAUAAGGCCCAAAAGAGCGGUGUCGAAUCCUAACCCUAACCCUAACCCUAAUUCGCCAUUAAUGUGUUUUCCUGUGAGCUCGGGGGGGCCGUUUCCAGUUUCCCUAUCCUCCGAUUUCCGCUUCCCGACAAGCGAUUUAAGGCAACUGGAAUCUCUGAGCGGCGAAAUUUAUGUAGCCUAUUAAAGCACCGAACCCCUUCUCCCUCUACCCCAAACCCUAGGCCGUGAAUCGCGCCUCGAUAGAGGGGGAAAAACCCUUCCUUGUUUUUCGAUCCCCUCCUCUCCCCCAUUUCGCGCUCUCGGUGGGAUUCGAAGGGGGUUGGUGGGGAGUUUCUCGGAGGGCGAUGCUCACGUGCAUUGCGUGCUCGAAGCAGCUCGGCGGGGGGUCGCUCCGCGACGACCCCCCGGAGGACGACGACGCCGCGACGCCGAGCACGCGGCAGGCCAUUAAAGCCCUAACCGCGCAGAUCAAAGACAUGGCGUUAAAGGCGUCGGGAGCGUACCGGCACUGUAAACCCUGCGCGGGAUCGGCGACGGCGCGCCACCACCACCACCAUAGGUACGCGGAUUCGGAGGCGGCGUCGGGGUCCGAGCGGUUCCACUACGCGUACCGCCGCGCGGGGGGCGGGAGCGCGAGCGCGGGUCGAGCGCGGCUGAGGGGCGCCGCCGCCGCCGCCGCCGCGGCGGCCGCGCUCUCGAGCGGCGACGCGACGCCGUCGAUGAGCGGCCGCACCGACUCCGAGUCCGCCGCGGGGCGGCGGCGGCGCGGCGUUCAUGGCGGCGGCGGAGGCGGCGGCGCGGCGGAGGAGGAGGAGGAGGAGGCGAAGGAGUGGGUGGCGCAGGUGGAGCCCGGGGUCCUCAUCACCUUCGUCUCCCUCGCCCAUGGUGGGAACGAUCUCAAACGGAUCCGUUUCAGCCGAGAGAUGUUCAAUAAGUGGCAAGCUCAACGCUGGUGGGCCGAGAACUACGACAAGGUCAUGGAGCUCUACAAUGUUCAGAGGUUCAACCGUCAGGCCGUCCCCCUACCCACACCUCCCAGAUCGGAAGAUGAGAGCUCCAAAGAGGACAGCCCUGUGACUCCUCCACUAGGGAAAGAGCGGUUACCUCGCAACUUCCAGCGGCCGGUAACGGGUGGUGGAGGGAUGGGAUACUCAUCAUCGGAUUCGUUCGAGCAUCACUCAAGUCACCAUGGUAACGGCAAUCACCAUCAACACCACCACCACCACCACGGCCACGGCCGCCACUAUAAUGAUUCAUGUGGCCUAGCGUCCACCCCAAAGUUGUCGAGCAUCAGCGGGGCGAAGACAGAGACAUCAUCGGUAGAUGCGUCAUUGAGGACCAGCUCCUCCCAUGAUGAGGCAGAUCGGUCUGGUGAACUCUCGGUGUCAGUCAGCAAUGCAAGCGACCAAGAGAGGGAAUGGGUGGAGGAGGAUGAGCCUGGGGUCUACAUCACGAUCAGGGCUUUGCCUGGUGGCAUGAGGGAGCUCCGCCGAGUCCGAUUCAGUCGAGAGAGGUUCAGUGAGAUGCACGCAAGGCUGUGGUGGGAAGAAAACCGUGCAAGAAUACAUGAACAAUAUCUCUGAGAAGAUGGAGAACAGUUGAUGAGCACCUGUUUCUUUGAAAAGGUCGACGCCGGCUGUGUCCCAGGAUGAAAAGUGCUUCUUUCUUCUUCGUUUUCGUAUAAGCAAAUAUAUUUCUACAUCGAGUACUAACAAAUGAGUAUUGUUACCCCAUUCAUCGCAAAGCUUGGUGGUGUCUUGUGUGACAGCAAUUUCUAUAAAUAGAAAAUGCAUAUCUUCUCUUACCUUUUCUUUUGCCAA
Messenger RNA from Ananas comosus (pineapple), 1899 nucleotides. RefSeq names its product protein Brevis radix-like 1. The record is from RefSeq and is a predicted model, not a curated record. Lineage: Eukaryota; Viridiplantae; Streptophyta; Magnoliopsida; Poales; Bromeliaceae.